AUGAUAUGGAUCAGUCUGCAGUGGGAUUUAUUAAAAGGUUUAAUUCAGAAGAAAGAGGGGUAUCUAAACGUGCCUCCCAGAGCUCCAGUAGAAGAAGAGUUCAGACCAUGCGCUGAGAUGGGAGGAAAGAAAAUGAGAUCGAACAUAAUGAAAAGAGAAAGAAAAAAAAAGGAGAAUAAAGGAAAAGCGACUGAGAUGAACAGAAAAGGAAACAACCAUAAAUCAUCAGCGUGA
Penicillium digitatum Pd1 is the source of this 234-nucleotide messenger RNA. NCBI's taxonomy places the organism in Eukaryota, Fungi, Ascomycota, Eurotiomycetes, Eurotiales, Aspergillaceae. The record is from RefSeq and is a predicted model, not a curated record.